Molecule: messenger RNA, 2106 nt
Organism: Octopus bimaculoides (California two-spot octopus)
Lineage: Eukaryota; Metazoa; Mollusca; Cephalopoda; Octopoda; Octopodidae
Product: integral membrane protein GPR180
Biological process (GO): response to pheromone; G protein-coupled receptor signaling pathway
Source: RefSeq, a predicted model, not a curated record
UGGCAGCCGACGGUUUGUGGCAGUGUCCGCGUGGAGCCUCGCUACUUGAGGCAGAUGGCUUGAACUUCACGGAAAUUCCGCUUUGGACCUCUACGAUUAUUUCACUGUGGCUUUUUUUACUUUCGUCCUAUGUGGGUUUUUUUUAACUUCUUUAGCCUCAAACUCUUUAAGUUCAUUGUCGUUUUGUCAUUGCCAAAUCUAUGGAAGCCACGUAAAAUCAAUCGGAACUUGACAACAUUUAUUUAGAGAUGACCGGCCGCCUGCAGUUGUCAAGUAUUUACAGUGAAUAUUUACUUUUAUCUUUGAUUCUUAAUGUGUUUUAUUAUUCAUCAUGUGAAGGCAAGACUAUCAAAGGUGUGCUCAAGACAGAUGAAGCUCAAAAGGACUUCGGGCAAUAUCUAACAGCUUUUAGUUUUCACGGGGAAUCGGCAAUGAUCAAGUAUGUUCUAAAUGAAACCGGAGCUACAAUACCUAAACUUUAUCUUUUUCUCAAUGAAGACUGGAAGGAAGCCACACUGGAUACUUCAUGUCAAAGCAAAUUUGACAAAGCAAGGAUCGCAUAUGAACUUACAAACAAGACUGGAAAUCUCACUAUUGCACACUUCUAUUACCCCAGAAUAUGGCACAUUGUCUAUGCAGAUGCUUACACUUGUGAUCCUACAAAACCAUUUACCCUUCUAGAAAAACCAAAUUACAUUCUGUAUGACAUUAAAUUAUUAAACCCAGACUCACUUGCAGCCCCAACCAUUCAUUUUAGUGAUGAGGAAUCAGGUCUUCUUGGAUUCUACCAGCUUUUAACUUUGUGUUAUUUUGUUAUCGGCUGUAUAUUCUGGCCCCGACUCUGGCAGACUCUCUCAAAAGGUGGACCAAUGCAACUAGUUAUUCAGCUCCUGACUGCUUCUACUGCCCUACAGUCUCUUGCUUCCUUUCUAAUGAUGGUGCAUCUUCUGCGGUAUGCUAAAGAUGGUUUUGGCUUCCCUUUCUGUGAAUUGCUGGCUGAAUUUGUUGAUGUAAUAUCCCAAUUCACCAUGCUUUAUAUGCUCCUUUGCCUUUCCCUUGGUUGGACCUUAACCAGCCCUUAUAAAUCCUCACCAAUUGAAACCAUUAAAAAGAAACCUGCUGCCAAGUUUGUUGGUCUCCUUUGUGUUCUUCAGUCAAUAUUAUAUAUUUGGGAGCAAUAUUUAGAUAAGGAGCACCGGAUGUACUAUGCCCAUCGUACAAAUGCAGGAAUAGGACUUGUAUUUCUUCGUAUUUUGCUGGCAGCCAUAUUUGCUUGGAAUCUCCGUGCUACUGUCAAAUCAGAAAGAAGUGCUUUAAAAAGAGAAUUUUAUGCAACAUUCACCAAAUCUUGCAUGCUUUGGUUCCUGUGUUAUCCAGUUUUGGUAAUCUUCUCUUGGAUGCUAACAGAAUAUCUUCGAUAUAAGGUUCUAACGAUGGGAGUAGUACUGUGCCAAUCUGGUGCUGUAAUCAUCCUUUACCAAUUAUUCAUGUCACGAAGUCUCUACUGGGAAGUUUCAGCACUCUCAAGUUCCCUACCUCUUCGGAUUGAUAAACACUUCACGUUAAAGAUUCAUUCUUGAUGUUUACAUUUAGGCUACCAAAGAUUAGGGGAUCACAUGAGAAAAAAAGUGUUAUGAAUGAUUGAGAAUUCUUGUAAAUAUGUGAGGAUGUGUAUGUGUGUGCCAGAGUUAAUCAACACAGCAUAAAAUAACAAAAUUUCUGUCCAUCAAUAUCUCUCCUUGCAUCUACAACUGUAUUGAUACAUAUCAAUGCGUAGCAAAUAUGGACCUUAAUCAAUACAUACUUCUCAGUUAAUUAUACAUCAUUUCUAGAUCUCAUAUCUUAAUGAAAUUUAUUUUGGCUCUAUAAACAUCUCUUUUUCUCACCUCAUCACUCAGAAUAAAAAAAAAGAAAUAUUUAUGAAAGUACAAACCAUUACUUCACUAAAAAAAUCAUACUGUGUCCUACCAUUUCAAGGAGCAAUUGAAAAUAUCCGUGCCUGCAGAAUUCUCUCUUGUCUGUAAUAAAUUGUUACUAAAAUUUCACAUUUCAUCUGAAAUGGAAGUUUGUUUUUUAAAUGAAAUAAAAUGUUAUUUUCAUUACAAA